AGGAGUGAACAUUUGUUGGGUGCUAUUUCUAUUCCAUCUACACAACAUCUUUUGUCCUACAGCUUCCUGUUGCUCAUUAUUACGAUAAAACAUUCUUUAACCCCACCCCCAACUGACAUUAACACAUCACGCAAAUCACACGAACAUAGUCACAGAAUUGUGAACUUACAUGAGUAUCCAGAGGUCACAUGCUUACAUGUGAAAACCAUGAGAGAACCAUACGUUUAAGCUUAUCAUAAGUUUUAUUGAUGAUGGUCUGAUUCUGAUAGCUCAGCAGGACCUCUUCAGGAAUAGAAUUCACUUAAUUUAAUUGAAUUUAGAAUUGUGAAUGGUUGACAGGGUGUUGCUAUGUGGUUGCUAAGGAGUAUGCUGUUAUGCAUUGGCCAGGGAUGAUACCCGUCGUUCAAAACCUGUGUAAAACCUCUUUCUUUUGUAGGACACACAAGAAGAUAUUUUGAGAAAUAGUCUUGUGGUUAUGUUCAUACAAUGGAAGUCAAUGUGGUCCAAUGUUGUUUGGUUACCAACAUUCUUCCAAGUAUCUUUUGUGUUCUGCCGUAGAAAGUUUUUUUCUCCAGCAUAGUGUGACAGGUUAUGUGCUGUAGUAUAGAGUUAGGAAUUUGUUGACGCUCCCUUAACCGUAUGCAUCAGGGGCGUUUCCGUGCCUCCCUUGCCUCGAAUCGAAUAAGAAUAUUAUUAAAAGUUCAGAAAUAAAAUAGGUGAGCGGAUAAAACGUAUUUAGUUAAAUAUGAGAUCAAUCGGCGUGUACUAUAGUGUGAAACAGCGACACCGCUCGAAAGAAGAUCAAAUAUGGAUUUGAUUUUCUUGCCUCCUCUAAGCUCAUUGAUUUUCAAUAUACACCCUAAAGCGUGCCGUGAGUUUGAGUGCGAGUAAUUGAAAAGAAUGGAGAAAAGUCACGUGAGAGGAGGCAAUGCCUCCAAGGGACUUUGAUUGGAUUAACUCAUCAGUGAGAUCAUAUCUCACGUCAUCCCGCCUUCCUGCUCGACUUCGUCAUACAUUUUAAACUGCUGGCGCUAAAAUAGAUUGAACGUUAAUUCAAUUGUUUUCUUAGUUUUAUUAAUCGGCGUGUUGUAGGAUUCAUUUCGGAGAUGGCGGAGGAAGAGGAGUUAUCGAUUGUUGACAGAAUAUUACGUGGUUUUUCAUUCGACACCUUGUCUUUUGAGGAGAAAAAAGCAAUCAAAUCUGGCGGAAGACCGCAGCCCAAUGUCAAUAUUAAUAGACAAGGGAGAGUAUUUUCUGUCAAUUGGUACUCAAAAGUGGACUGGCUCACCGGGAGUAAAGAGAAAACCCGUUUGUUCUGUUGGCCUUGCCUUCUUUUCUCAAGUACCCGAAAUGGCACAUGGACAAAAUAUGGAUUUGAAGACGUUAAAAACUUGGAACGGGCAGUUCAGCGACAUUCCAAAUCAAAGGACCAUGUAAGUGCCCAAGUUAAACUUAAUCUUUUGGGAAGAGUUCGUAUAGAACAUGUCUUGGAUGAGGGAGCUAGACUUCAAGUCGAAAAGCAUAACCAGACUGUGAGGAAAAAUCGUGCAGUGCUCGAGCGCUUAAUUGACACCACAACCCUUCUUGCCCGACAAGAACUAGCAUUCCGCGGUCGCUAUGAAAAUGCUAGCUCGGACAACAAGGGUAACUACAGAGAAUUUCUUGAAUGUCAGGCUAAACACGAUGAGUUGCUGGCGACGCAUUUGCAGACAAGCACCGUGUUUUCUGGAACGUCAAAUCGUAUCCAGAAUGAUCUAAUUCACUGUAUCGCUUCUGUCGUUUCCCAAGCUGUCAAAACUCAAAUUGAUGCAGCUCCAUUCUUUGCAUGGCAAGUAGACGAAACAACAGAUAUUAGCAAUCAAGCUCAACUGUCAAUUUCUGUGCGAUAUGUUGACGGAAAUGCAGCAAUUCAAGAGAGAUUUGUUGGAUUUUUUAACGUGUCCGGUGGACGUGAUGCACAAUCUGUGUAUGAAGUUGUUGCCACGGCGAUGGCCCCGUUUAGAUUUGAAGAGAAAUUGGUUGCGCAAACAUAUGAUGGGGCAGCCGUGAUGGCCUCUGCAUUGAAUGGUCUACAAGCAAAAGUGAAAGCGGUGGCUCCUUCUGCUAUGUUUGUGCAUUGUUAUGCACACAGGUUAAAUCUCGUUCUUAGCCAGGGAGCAAAAAGCAUACCAAGUGUACGAGUGUUUUUUGCAAAUUUAGGAGGAUUCGCAACAUUCUUUUCUCACUCUUCAAAGAGAACGGCUCUGCUGGAAGAGGUUGGCUGCUCUCGGUUGCCGAAAAGUGCUCCAACUAGAUGGAAUUUUAAUUCACGGGCAGUGUCCACAGUUGCUGAAAAUCGCGAGAAGUUGCUUAAUGUAUUCAGGCGAAUUGUUGAUGCACCUGCCAUGGAUGAUGACACUGUGCGAGGAGCUCUGGGCUUCAUUGGAUAUUUGGAAAACUUUGAGUUCAUGUUUUUUCUUUCAACAUUCAAAGCAAUUUUUUCUCUGACUGAUGUGGUUUUCGACAUUGUACAAAACAAGGCAAUGGAUAUUGCAUUUUGUAGAAAGAAAAUCGACAAUCUUCUUUCCACAUUGGUGACUCUGGGUUCUGAAGACCGCUUUACACAGGUAUAUGACAGUGCUGCUCAUCUACCUGAUGUUCAUGCUCCAAAGAGGUCUCGGGCCAUGAUGAAAGAGGGAGUGGAUGUUAAGGAGCACUAUCGACUGCUUUACAUGUCCAUAAUUGACAACCAGACGAAGCAGAUCAAACAGAGAUUUGCUGAUUUGGACAACUUAAAGUUUCUCCAGUUGUUGAACAAUGCAAUGUUUGAGCAGAUGUGCAAUGUAUUUCCAGUUGAGGCAUUACACUCUCUAAUCACCUCCUAUGGUCAACAUUUUGAUACAGACCGGCUCAAAUCAGAGUUACAAGUUUUUUAUUCUGACAGAGACCUGCAUGGAGAAAACGGCAAGUUGUGUGACCUCCUCAGAGCAUUUAAGUCUAAUGAUUUGGACAUGGCUAUGCCAGAACUUUAUAAACUAAUGUGUCUUGGUGCUACAAUUGGAGCGACAUCUGCAGGAGUGGAAAGAAGUUUUUCAUGCCUGAAACGGACCAAGAACUACAUGCGCAGUGCAACAGGUCAGAAACGUCUAUCUGAAUUGGCACUGUUGUCUAUUGAAAAAUCCCUUGUGAAAGCAUUGGAAGGAAGAGGCUCAUGGUGGUAUGACCAGGUGACAGAGAAGUUCAAUUCCAUGAAGGAAAGAAGAGUGGACUUCACUUUUAAGCCUCCAUCUUUGUUCAGAUUUGUUCAAAAACUUUUGCUUGUGAUCAGACUUGCUCAGGAUAACAGCAGGGCUAAAGAAAUCCCAAGAGUUCCAGUGAAAGAUGAAGGUGGUGUUGAUGUACCUUUCGCCAAAGCAGGGAAAAUAAAAAACUGCAAAAAUCAGACGUAAAAUCAAACUUGUAAUAAUUAAAGAGGAAUUUUUCACACAUAAACACUGUAAUGACACUGGUUUUCUGACAAACGCAUGUGUUAAAAGUGCAGAGAUUAAUAAAAAUUACAUGGGUAGAAAUCUGCCUCCUCAUUUUUUAAGUCCACUGCACACCACUGGUAUGCAUGUGCAUUAGUCUUCUCAAACACCACUAAUCACUUAUGGUUUUGUGAUUUUGGGCAGAAGACACGAAGUCCUGUGCAGUGUAUAACUCAAAUGCAAAUGCAAUUGUAAAACCAAACACUAAAACAACAUGCUAACAUAAAAUAAAACUCUAAAUAACAUACAAACAACGUUUACGAAGCACAAACAUUGUAAAGUGAGGUAAAUACAUCUAUGACAACUGAAUGCACACAAUAAUGAGUGACAGAAAAGGAAAUUAACA
Molecule: messenger RNA, 3852 nt
Organism: Triplophysa dalaica
Lineage: Eukaryota; Metazoa; Chordata; Actinopteri; Cypriniformes; Nemacheilidae
Product: zinc finger MYM-type protein 1-like
Exons: 3
Coding region: 1107-3428 (773 amino acids)
Molecular function (GO): protein dimerization activity
Source: RefSeq, a predicted model, not a curated record